This is a messenger RNA of Oryctolagus cuniculus (rabbit), 1225 nucleotides long. Its product is annotated as transmembrane epididymal protein 1-like. The record is from RefSeq and is a predicted model, not a curated record. NCBI's taxonomy places the organism in Eukaryota, Metazoa, Chordata, Mammalia, Lagomorpha, Leporidae.
CGCAGCCAAGCCCUGGCCGUGAGGACCAGCAGGGCGGGCCCUGAGUUUUGCUCUCUGCUGGGUCGGGUGGAUCUGUGAUUUCAUGGGGAAGUUCAACGGCCACUUCUACCCAGGGCUGUAUCUUUUCUAUUAUGGGCUGUACCAGGCCACGAUGGCGUCCAGGGCUCUGAUAUGCAACAACCCCCUCCUGUGGCCUCCACAGCCCCCCAGGAGUGAGGGGAGGUGGGGCUGGCUGUGGACGCUGCCCUACGCGGGGCUGCUGAAGACGGCGACCGGCUCCACGCUCACCCUCUACGUGGUUUUCUGUCUCGAGGAUGGAAUGCUGCUGAUGGACAGGCAGCUGCCGCCCCGGUUCAUGUACCCCCACGAGUGGCAGCACCUCACCAUGUUCGCCCUCCUGGCCCUCCUGGGCUGCGUGGAGCUGGCCAGCGGCAGCCUGCUGCCCCGCAAGUGCGUGGCCCUGGAGAAAGGCGCCCUGGCCCUGACCUUCUACGAGCUCCUGCUGCUGUUUGUGUCACAUGCUCAGGGCUCCGAGAGGGUGGAGCUGCAGGUACACGCCCUGCUGCUCCCCGUGGUGCUGCUGCUGAGCCUGGUGCUGACCGCGCAGCUCUGGGCUCCCGCCGCCCGCCAGCUCCGGCUGAUGGAGAGCUUCCUCUUCCUCGUCAUGGGCUCCUGGCUGGUGCAGGCCGGCUUCAUCCUGUACAGACCCAUCUCCGGCUUCCCCUGGCAGGAUGACGACGUCAGCGACAUCAUGUUUGUCACCACUUUCUUCUGCUGGCACGUGAUGGCCGACGCGCUGUGCCUGCUGGGGGUCCACGGCUUCUCCUUCUUCUGGCUGCGUUGCUACGGCCCCCGCUCGGAGCCGGCGGGGUCCACAGGGGCUCCGUGUCACGCGGGCCCCCGGGGGCCCCUCUACACGUUGCUGCAGGAGGCGGAGCAGUCUGAGAAGGAGGAGGGGGCUCUCCUCCUGCCACAGGCUCAGCCCGGGCCCUAGCGCACCCCAUCUUCCUCCCGUGGCUCCCCAGGCCUGUGCACGGCACCCCUCGCUCCCCAGUACAGGCAGCGAGCGCCCUGCAGCACAGCCGCUGCUCUCAACCGUGGUCCCUGUCACCGAGCUGCAGUUCCCAAGGAGAUGAGGAGAAAGACACCUACGGAGGAGACACACGUGGACGUGGUGGGUGGGGGGAGCGGAAGAGAAAGGGGCCUGGGCGUGGAUCUGUGAGCA